AUGGUGGUCAGGCCAUUCAACGUCAUCCAACCCAAGGACAUCCCUGAGGGCACGCCCGAGUACGAGUCGAAACGGGCGGCAGUGCUGCGAGCCUUCCAGGAGAAGAUCCCUCAGGAGUACUACAUCCCCCAGGAGGUGGUCAACAGCCCGCCACAGGACGUGUCGGGCCUGGCGACCACCUUUGGCAUCCUGACGCCCGAGGACGUCGAGAUCACCGAGACCGUCGAUGCCACGGCCCUGGCGGAGGCCAUUGCCAGCCGCAAGUACACGGCCGUCGCGGUGGCCACGGCGUUCUGCAAGCGCGCCAUCGUCGCCCACCAGCUGACCUGCUGCCUGACCCAGUGGUUCAUGGACGAGGCGGUCGAGCAGGCCAAGGCCCUCGACGAGUACCUGGCCACGCACGGCAAGACCGUGGGCCCGCUGCACGGCGUGCCCGUCAGCAUCAAGGACCACAUGCCCAUCGCCGGCACGUACUCGUCGACCGGCUUUUUUGGCAGCAUCGUCAAGAACGACACGGACAGCCAGCUGGUGGCCAUCCUGCGGAGCUUGGGGGCCGUCUUCUACUGCAAGACGAACCAGCCCCAGACCCUGAUGCAUCUCGAGUCUGACUCGCACUGGGGCCGGGUGCUGAACCCCUACAAUAUUCACCUGUCUGCCGGCGGCUCGACGGGCGGCGAGGCGGCAUUGAUUGCCAUGAAAGGGUCGAUCCUGGGCGUCGGCACCGACAUCGGCGGCAGCAUCCGUGGCCCGUCGGCAUUCUGCGGCAUCUACGGGUUCAAACCGACGUCGUACACCCUGCCCAUGAAGGACAUGAUCGCGGCGCCGUUCCCCGCCGAGCUGAACGUGUUGUGCUCGAUCGGGCCGAUGUGCCGCUCUCUGAGAGACAUGGACCUGUUCACGAGCCACGUCAUCGCCGCGAAGCCACACCUUGAAGACCCAAGGGUCGUGCCGCUGCCGUGGACGGGCCUCAAGACGCCCAUCGCCGGGAAGUUGAAGGUGGGCGUGAUCAGCCACGAUGGGUUCAUCGACCCCCAGCCGCCGGUCAAGCGCGCCGUGGCGUGGGCGAAGUCGCUCCUCUCAGACCCCAAGUACGCCGACAUCAUCGAGGUCAAGGACUUCACGCCGUACGACGCCGCGGGCGCCUGGGCUAAGAUCCGCCGCAUGUACUGGCCGGACGGCGGCAAGGGGCUGGCCGAGCACAUCACCGAGACCGGGGAGCCGAUCCACCCGCUGUCGUCGUGGAUCUGGAAGGACGCUGAGCCGCACGGGAUGCUGACGGGCGUCGACGUGAGCAACAUGCGCGGCGAGCGCGACGCCUUCCGCAUCGCCUUCGCCGCGCACUGGAACGCCCAGGACGUCGACGUGGUCAUCGGACCGUGCUUCGUGGGGCCCGCGUCGGCCCACGACACCGCCUUCUACUGGACCUACACGUCGCUGUACAACUUUGUCGACUACCCCGGCGUGGUGAUCCCGACGCCCAUCAAGGCGGAGAAGGAGGAGAAGUAUGCGGAGGGUUACACGCCGUUGAGCGACGCGUGCGCCCACGUCAAGCAGCUGUGGGAGGAGGGCAAUUUCGAGAAAGCCCCCAUCAACCUGCAACUCGUGGCCAGGAAGUACCACGACAGCCAGCUGUUUGGGGCCUUGACGGUGUUGAAAGACGUCUUGGGGCUAUCGUGA
Messenger RNA from Fonsecaea erecta, 1677 nucleotides. RefSeq lists its product as hypothetical. The record is from RefSeq and is a predicted model, not a curated record. Bases 1 to 1677 code for a protein of 558 amino acids. NCBI's taxonomy places the organism in Eukaryota, Fungi, Ascomycota, Eurotiomycetes, Chaetothyriales, Herpotrichiellaceae. The transcript has a single exon.